Messenger RNA from Sphenostylis stenocarpa, 1101 nucleotides. Lineage: Eukaryota; Viridiplantae; Streptophyta; Magnoliopsida; Fabales; Fabaceae. The record is from the annotation of a GenBank genome assembly.
AUGGCUUCCGAUCUUGAAGCGAAAGCAAAAGAGGCCUUCGUUGAAGACCACUUCGAACUCGCCGCGGACCUUCUCUCUCAGGCCAUUCAACUCGAACCCAACAAAGCUGAACUCUACGCCGACCGCGCCCAAGCCAACAUCAAAUUGAACCACUUCACUGAGGCUGUUGCCGAUGCUAACAAAGCAAUUGAAUUGAAUCCUUCUCUGCCAAAAGCAUAUUUGCGGAAAGGUACUGCAUGCAUGAAGCUUGAGGAAUAUCAGACUGCCAAGGCUGCUCUGGAGAUGGGUGCUUCAUUGUCUCCAGACAACUCAAGAUUUGCUAUUUUAAUCAAAGAGUGUGACGAGCUUAUUGCAGAAGAAUCUUAUACCACCAUACCUAUACAGGAAAAGGCCACAGCACAAGAGGUUAAUCCAAAAGAUUUUCAGCAACAGGAUGAUCUUCCAGAGAAGCCAACAGUUGCAGUCACUAAACCUAAAUAUAGCUUAGUGUUAGUAUUAAUGUCCCAGGAGAAGAUGCGUAUGUUUUUCAAACUCGCUUAUUUGGAAAGGUAUGAGCAAGAGCGUUUUGUCAGCAUAAAAGCUUGGAUUACUAUUGCACCCUCCAAUUGCCGGUAUGAAGUUUUGGCCACCAAAAUUGAAAUUCGCCUUGAGAAAGCAGAACCUAUUCAUUGGACAUCUCUUGAAUUCACCAGAAACGUCGUAGUUCCACAGAGGGUUAAUGCCUCUUCAGUGCUUUCAAGUGCAAAGGAGUAUUGGGUUUGUCCUGGAUCUGAUGGGCAUAUGCAAGGAAUUGUGCUUGCAGUUGUUACUGCAAGUCAAAGACCUUCUUACCCUUCCUCAAAACAAACAAGAGAUUGGGACAAGAUUGAAGCUCAAGUCAAGAAAGAGGAGAAAGAUGAAAAGCUUGAUGGCGAUGCUGCAUUGAACAAAUUUUUCCGGGAAAUAUAUCAAGAUGCAGAUGAGGAUACAAGAAGAGCAAUGAAAAAGUCAUUUGUGGAGUCUAAUGGAACAGUGCUGUCUACAAACUGGAAAGAAGUGGGAUCAAGGAAGGUAGAGGGAAGUCCUCCUGAUGGCAUGGAGUUGAAGAAAUGGGAAUAUUAA